Molecule: messenger RNA, 1604 nt
Organism: Pocillopora meandrina
Lineage: Eukaryota; Metazoa; Cnidaria; Anthozoa; Scleractinia; Pocilloporidae
Source: the annotation of a GenBank genome assembly
GUUUUGUUUCUCAGAUCGAGCGUUCGGAAAUGGAGUGUUCAGCCUUGGGCUUUUCUCGUGUACGUUGAGAACCUUUAAAUUGACAACUCGCUAAAAUGCGUUCUUUUCAUCAAAGUAAGCGGUCAGAUGAUAAGUGAUACGCUAUGGAAGAAAGGUGAGAUAUUUUUAUUAAGAAUUUGACGUAUUGUUUUAUUCCUUAGAGCGGUCGUAAAUAUUCCCAUACAAACUCUUAUAAUUCCUCCAUCACUAUUAUUGCGCAAGAUGAUCAUCUCUCAGGUGAAGCUUGGGCCGCCUGUGGACAGCCUUAACAUAUAUUUGUGACGUCUUUAGAUUCUUUGUGCAAUCUCUUGGCUUUCAAGUCAAUUAAUGCUUUGGCCUGACUUGAAAGAUACUGAACCAUCCCCGUUACGAGAUUAUGCAUUGUAACAGAAUUUCACCUCUCAUCUCCUCUUCCCCUUCAACUUCCCCUACCGAUUCCCUUUCCCGUUCCCCUUCCCCUGCCCCCUUCCCACCGUCUAUAGGGGUUUCCAUGGUAAAGUGUAAGGAGAUAGUUUCGAAACCAGCCAACUGCAUCUAAUUAUUUUCUCACAUCGAAUAGACGCCUUUGAAAUUGUGAAAGGACAAUGGCCUCCAAGAAAUUUUUAUGCUUUAUUUUCGUCUGUUUCUUUGCCUUGGGAGGUGCUACCUACUGUACCUACGACAGUGAUUGUUCCUAUCUUCAGUCCUGUUGUACAGAUAAAGUCUGCAGACAGCGUUGUUAUGUCUGUUCGUACGACUACCAAUGUGGAUCGAGCAAGAAAUGCUGUAAUGGCAAAUGCAUCAGUACUUUGUCUUCUUGUUCCUGUUCGUACAACUACCAAUGUGCAUCGAGCAAGAAAUGCUGUAAUGGAAAAUGCAUCAGUAGUUUUUCUUCUUGUUCCUGUUCGUACGAUUUCCAAUGUGGAUCGGGCAACAAAUGCUGUAAUAGCAAAUGCAUCAGUAGUUCGUCAUCUUGUUCCUGUUCACACAACUACCAAUGUGACAGUGGCGAGCAAUGCUGUAAUAGCAAAUGCAUCAGUAGUUGGUCCUCUUGUUCCUGUUCGUACGACUACCAAUGUGACAGUGGCGAGCAGUGCUGUAAAAGCAAAUGCAUUAGUAAAUCGUCUUCUUGUAACUGUUCGUCCGACGACCAGUGUGACAUUGGAGAGGAUUGUUGUGGAGGAGUUUGUUCCUCAUACUGUGGUUGGAGUGGUGGAGCUAUUGCAGGGGCUGUUAUCGGCACGAUUAUUUUCUUUGCCAUCAUAAUUUCCAUCGCAUCCUGUUGCUGCUGUGCUUGUUGCCCAUACUACCGCUACCGUACACCUGGUACUGUGGUCGUCACCGGCCAACAGCGGCAACAACAAAUAGUCUCAACCCACAUGAUGACGACGCAACAAGUACAUGCUCCUCCGCCGGUGAACUACAAUCAGCCUCCCUUAGCAAGUCACAGCCAGCCUCCUCCAAAUGGAUACGACCAGACUCUUCCUCCUCCGUCUUACUCAAGUUGUCCACCACCACCAAACCAAUAUUCUCCGCCGCUUAGACAAGCUAAAGUGGCGCCGAUGCCAGCUGUGGUAGACACCUAA